Molecule: messenger RNA, 264 nt
Organism: Adineta ricciae
Lineage: Eukaryota; Metazoa; Rotifera; Eurotatoria; Adinetida; Adinetidae
Source: the annotation of a GenBank genome assembly
AUGUGUCUUCUGUUGAAUGAUGAAGUCUCAUGGAUUGAAUGGAAGAAAGCGCUGUAUGAUACAUUGGUUGCUUCUCAACAACAUUUGACUGUCAGUGAAAAGGCGUCGAAGAUUUAUGGCGCUGAUGUGAGUAGUUCAACAUCUACAAAUGCGAAUUCCAAUCAACAAGCAUCUACUGGUAAUCAUCACAAUGUUUCGGCAUCUGGCGGAACAAAUAGUGCUUUAAAGAAGAAUAAUGUUGCUGCAGCUGCACUCCAAGAUUAG